AUGAAAUCCGACAUCACCAUCAGUGAGGAAAGCCGGCAUGGCAUAGAAACGGAGCAUAAUCUCUCCUUUAUCGAAGCUCUGAAAUUGUAUCCCACUGCUGUCGCCUGGUCGGUUUUCUUCUCCUUGGGCAUUAUUAUGACCGCCUUUGAUCCGCAAUUAUUGGGAAAUCUCUAUGCGACUCCUGCUUUUCAGCGAGAUUUCGGCUAUCUCUACGAAGGCUCCUAUAUCGUUUCUGCCCCCUGGCAAACGGGCCUCUCCAUGGGGAGUCCGAUCGGACAGGUCGUGGGCGCUUUUUUUGCUGCGUAUCCAAUGGAAUGGUAUGGCCGCAAGCGGACGUUUGGAGCGUGCGUAAUCUUGACUGCGGGUUUCAUCUUUAUACAAUUCUUCGCCCGAUCAUUGCCAGUCUUGUUGGUAGGGGAACUGCUCGGUGGUUUGAUUCUCGGCACCUACGCUGUCAUUGCCCCGGCAUACGCUUCAGAAGUGUGUCCAGUCGCGCUCCGAGGUAUUCUCACAAGCUAUGUCAACCUCUGCUUUGUAAUGGGUCAACUCAUUGCCAAUGGAGUCAUCGCAGGCACCAGUAAACUGGACACGCAUUGGGCCUAUUCUGCUCCUUUUGCUGCGCAAUGGGUGUGGCCGCUGGUAAUUUUGAUCGGCUGGCCCUUCGCACCCGAGUCUCCAUGGUGGCUCGUCCGCAAAGACAGAAUCGCAGAGGCCGAGGCGGCAUUGAAGCGACUCGCAAGCCCCCAUGUCGAUGUCAAGCCUACACUCGCCAUGAUCAUCGAGACCGAUCGUCUGGAACAUGAGAUGGAGGCCGGCACUACCUAUGCAGAUUGCUUCAAAAAGAUCAACAUGCGAAGAACAGAAGUCGCGAUUGGCGUCUACAGCAUCCAGGUCUUCUCCGGAGUCUAUCUGGUCGGCUAUGCGACCUACUUCUUCGAGCUGGCCGGAUUGCCGACAAGCGAUGCGUUCAGUAUGAGCUGUGGCUUCCUAGCCCUCGGCUUCGUAGGCACGCUAUUCUCCUGGUUCUUGCUCCUCCGCUACGGCAGACGACAAAUCUACAACGUGGGACUCUUCCUACUGGUAAUUCUCAUGUUACUAAUUGGAAUCCUGGACUGCGUUCCCGGCUACGAAGGCAAAAAAGCUGUCAUCUGGGCCCAAUCAAGUCUCAUGCUAAUUUGGAACUUCUGCUACGACUUUUCCGUGGGACCCGUGUGCUUCGUAAUUCUCUGCGAAGUCUCGGCGACAAAAGUCCGAAGUAAAACGAUUGCUCUCUCUACUGCUGUGCAAGCACUCUUGGGCAUUGUCAUGACUGUAGCGAAUCCUUACAUGCUGAAUGCCGAUCAGGCGAAUAUGCGAGGCAAAAUUGGUUUCUUCUAUGGAGGCAUGUCGGCUUUCGCGCUGGUAUGGGCCUAUUUCCGAAUCCCGGAAACCAAGGGAAGAACGUACGAGGAGUUGGAUAUUAUGUUUGCUCAAAAUGUACCUACUAGGCAGUUCAAGACGUAUCGCUUAGAGUGA
Molecule: messenger RNA, 1515 nt
Organism: Sphaerulina musiva SO2202
Lineage: Eukaryota; Fungi; Ascomycota; Dothideomycetes; Mycosphaerellales; Mycosphaerellaceae
Product: general substrate transporter
Exons: 2
Coding region: 1-1515 (504 amino acids)
Biological process (GO): transmembrane transport; carbohydrate transport
Cellular component (GO): membrane
Molecular function (GO): carbohydrate:proton symporter activity
Source: RefSeq, a predicted model, not a curated record